Ornithodoros turicata is the source of this 4845-nucleotide messenger RNA. It is a transcript of the gene Helz, whose product is annotated as probable helicase with zinc finger domain. Lineage: Eukaryota; Metazoa; Arthropoda; Arachnida; Ixodida; Argasidae. The transcript is spliced from 21 exons. The coding region runs from base 42 to 4535 and encodes 1497 amino acids. Gene Ontology annotation, molecular function: protein binding; helicase activity. The record is from RefSeq and is a predicted model, not a curated record. Gene Ontology annotation, cellular component: P granule; cytosol. Gene Ontology annotation, biological process: regulatory ncRNA-mediated post-transcriptional gene silencing.
UGCACCUCCCGCCGCUUUGACGCGGCAGGAUUGCAAAAAAUAUGUUGAAAGAACAGUUAGCGCAUAAAUAUUUCGCCCAAGAACAAUACUUAAAGGCUUUGGAAGUCUAUUCGAGUAUUUUAGAGAGCGAGAGCCUCUAUUCCGAUGAAGAAACACAAGCACGACUGAUGUUCAAUAAGGCGGUGUGUUAUCAGAAGUUGGGAAACCCAGGAGCUACCAUAAAAGCUGCAGAGGAAGUGUUGGCCCUAAACUUGGCAAGUGAGGUGACUUCAAAGGCAAGGGCAAAGGUCAUCCUCGCCUACUUGCAGAUUGGCCACACUGCUGUUGCAGAAAGGAUCCUACACUCAUGGCUGCAUAAUUCCCCCCAGGAUCCCCAUGCUUUGCGCACCCUGAAGGAUGUUCGCAGCACGGUCGAUACAGACACAGUAGUGAUGGAGCUACCACAAAAGGAAGUGGCCCCCAGCACAGCAGGGGAACCUGUGCCCUUACUUCACUGUGACAUCUGCAAGGAGACUUUUCAGGAUGAAGAGCAACUUCGUGCGCACUGCAGCAGCCGCGAGCACCGUGACGCACUCGCGUCGGAUGAUGGCCGUGACUGGAAGUUCCGGCCUCCUCCACGUGGCAUUCUGGUGCCAGUCGUCUGUGAAAGCCAUGAAACACCUGGUGGAUGCCACCAAGGAAAGCAGUGUUGCUUGGCGCACGGGUCUGAUGAACUUGCCGAAUGGAAAGAACGCCUGCGGUACAGGAAGAGCCGCUUGCAAAGAGCAUUGGAACAGCAGCUUGUUGGCGGUUACCUGCAGUAUGCAGAAGAGCUUCUUCAGGACUUUAGGGAAGCCCCUGACCCAACAACUGUCCUUACAGAGGAACUUAGAGGGCUACUGAUAAAAUGUGUCCAGCCCCUCGACGUGACAAUUCAUUCGAAGGAAGCUCAGCAAGACUGGAAUUUCAUGCUGAAGACCAAAACGGCACUUCAUAGACUGGUUCUGCUUGAAGACAGCUUUCGACACAACUUCUGUCUCAAGCAAGUAAAGGUUCAACGGAUUGGGUACAAUUUUGAAGGAGACGAUCGCCAGGAAUGGGUCAACACCUCGCGAUGCUCUUCCGACAAUGAGAAGACCAUCACCUAUCAGAUUAAGGUAGCAUUUCGAGCUUCCAUGUACGCUACAUUCAAGCAGACACUCGCAUUGGACUUUGGCGGUAGACCCGUGCUCGUCCGACACCUGUCGGUAGACGUGGUCAGCAAAGAUGUGUGCCGGGAGCUGGAGAGACGGAAGCGAGCUGUGGUGUCGGGUACUAGACAGUGGGCAAAGGCGGAUGUGGUGUUCUCUACAGAUCCAGAACCUGGCCAGUCUCUUCUGGACCAGUACCCUGCCCCAGACCCGCGCACAUUUAAACUCACCCAGGGUCUAGUGUUAGAGAAGCUGACCAAAAACAACUACGUGGCACGUAUGCAUGAGUUACUGCACGUCGAGGAACUGACACGAGCGGAUAUAGUCGCGAGACACAACAUAUGCACCACGCUGGAUGUACGGAACACUAUCGAGACGAGUGCACGAGAUGCGACGCAGACAUCGUAUGCUCAAGGAGGUGAGCUGUAUGCCGUACUGGGACUCGAAGAAGACAUCACGGACGACACACCGGCAGGGGAGCUGCUGCUCACUGGGUGCAAGCGUGUUUGGUUUUCUCUGGUUUCACAAAAAGAUGGAAAGGUGUACGAGGCACUGCUCGAGCAUGUCAGCAAGAAAGUGGUUUACCUGCGACUUCAGCGGGACUGCGUCCAAGAACUGGGCCUCACGCCUAGGACCAAGCUGGACGUGGAGAUUCAAUUCCACCUCAACCGCCUUCCACUCUGUGAGAUGCACUAUGCAGUAGACAAGCUGUGCCCAACUAGCCUCGUCUUUCCAGAUUUUUCUGUGGAACCUGAUCUUCCUGCUGAAGAUGAAACGUACAAGCUUUUGGACUCGAGGCUGAAUGUGCAUCAGCGCAGAGCCAUAGCCUGCAUCACAGCUCCAAGGAACAAACCAAACAUACCCCCCGUGCUCAUUGUGGGACCCUUCGGAACUGGCAAGACUUUCACCCUGGCCAAUGCUGUGCUCCGUGUGCUACAGCAGGAUGAUGAAGCAAGGGUCCUCGUCUGCACCCACUCCAACAGUGCAGCAGACCUGUACAUUUUGGAAUACCUGGACAAGUACGUCAAGGAUCAUCCACAGGCACGGCCACUGCGUAUAAUAUACGAAUACCGCAAGCCAAAUCGGGUUGACCCCCGACUACUACCAUACUGCCUUCAGACAAACGCAAGUGCAUAUGAAGGGCCCUGGUUUCGUCAACCGACUACUGAGGAGAUGGAAGGCUACAGAGUAGUCAUCACCACGCUAUCUUCAUCGAGGAUGUUACUCAACAGUGGUGUGCGCAAAGGUUUCUUCACCCAUAUUCUCAUAGAUGAAGCUGCACAGGUCAUGGAGUCUGAAUGCAUCCUGCCAAUUGCUUUGGCUGAUGACAGCACACGCCUCGUAUUUGCUGGAGACUACAUGCAGAUCAACCCCCAUGUGUACUCCGUGGUGGCACGUGAGUGUGGCCUGCAAGUCUCUCUUCUUGAGAGACUCAACCAGCUAUACCCACGCACCCACUGCUGUAGGGUCCUUCUUCAAGACAACUACCGCUCCCACGAGAUCCUUGUGCGGUACACCUCUGAAAGCUUCUAUGACAGUCGUCUACGCUCUGCAGGCUACCGGGUGUCACACUCAUACUUCCCACCGCUCACCUUCUUUGCGGCACGUGGCUCUGACCUGGUGGAUGACACCUCUUUUUUCAAUAAUGCUGAGGUGAGGGAAGUCUGUGACCAGAUGUAUAAAGUAGUGGAAGGAUGGCCCAAGGAGUGGGGACCUCUGGACCUCUCCAAGAUCGCUGUUGUGACACCCUACUAUGAACAGGUGAGCAGGAUUCGUGCAGAGCUUCGACGCAUCGGGUUCUCCAAGGUCAAGGUGGAGAGCGUCGCAAACGUCCAGGGGAAGGAGUUUCGUGUCGUCAUGCUGACAACUGUGCGCACACGUGCCACCUGUCAGCAGCAUCAGGACGCAAGCCCUGUAGACCUCAACUUCGGCUUCCUGUCAGAUUCCAAGCUCCUGAAUACAGCCAUAACACGUGCUCAGUCCCUGGUGGUUGUUGUGGGCGACCCCAUUACGCUGUGCUCCAUUGGAGCUUGCAGGAAACAUUGGGAGAAACUGAUAAGGGCCUGCAGACAGCUUGGGAGCCUCUACAACAUGACGUGGGAGGACAUUGCCUACCAGCUCAAUGGUAUUGAACUAAAGAGGGAGUAUGGACUGAACCCUCGUGCUGAGAGCUUUGUUCCACCAAGUUACGAAAGUCCUGUGGACAGGCACCUCGCACAGUACGCCAUGCAAUAUGUGCAAAAUUCAAUGCUUCAGCAAACUGCAACAAACUGGUCACGGUCUGCUGGCCAGGCAAAUCCGUGGUGGUGGCACUGGUGGCACUGGCAACAGCAACAGGUUUCAUACCACGCUGCACAACAAGCUGCACAACAAGGAGCUCCACUAGCCACACGUCAAAAUGCUCACCAUGUCUCAAACCAAACUGCUCAUCAUGUUCAAGAGGACGUACGGCAUACAGGUGUGAUGAAGCAGCCAUUUGCCAGGGUCAGUCCUCCUGUCUGUGGUGGCACCGGCCACAACAAACCCAAGAUGAGUGGACAGAGGUCGACCCUAAAUGCUGGUGACUAUACGGGCUAUGUACUCCAGCAGUGUAACAGUUCUAGCAACAAUGGUCAUCAAGUGCAGGAAUCCCUGCAUCUAAGAGAGCAGAACGAUGUGAAGGUAGUAGAUUUGAAGAGCAAGCAGCUUGCUGACAGACCUGCCCUACAUGCCAGUCGUGGGGACAGUGACCCUGACACCUCCGGUACACCUCAGGCAAUGUCUCAGAACAAUGACUACAUGUCACGAAUUAUGUCUCAACGUAAUGGUGCAGUGCCUCGUCGAGACAUGCCAAGACAGAAAAACCUAGUCCAAAGCAACCCAACAACGAAGGCGUCCUUCAGCCAUGGGAACAGCAUGCCUCAAGAGCCUCGCACCUCCAGUACGUUACAGGCAGUGUCGCGGGACAGUACCUUCAUGUCACGAAUGAUGCCUCCGCGUAAUGGUGCAGUGCCUCGGCGAGAUUUUCCGAAGCAGACAAAUCCACUCAAGAGCAACCCGACAACUAACGCAACCCACAGAGCGCCAGUGCAUCAACAUCCCUCGCUGAACACUAGUGCUUCUGCCCCAUCACAGAAGAUUACGCCGACUGUAGCUUACAUCUCAAAUGCUCACAAGCCGGUCGAGUGGCACGCUGAAGACGUGACGUCAGCGUGGAGGGAAACAAAUGGCGUACAGCAAAGGGACCUAUCAUGGGAGGAGCCCCAGCAGAAAGUUUUUAAUCAGAUCAAGCAACAGAUGAUGAUAAACAAGCAGCCGGCAGUGGGAACAACACGUCAGCAGCAGUCUUACGCAGAUGUUGCCAAGAUGGGUUUUAAAAGGUCUUGAAAGAACAUGAUCUCGAAGAGUCGCGCCAGUGCAGCACUACGCAAGGGUGUCCACGUUGUAAGAUACAAGUGCAUGAAAUGCGCUUCUUCCUUUUUAUGUAGCCCAAAGGUGGGAAUCCAUUUCAUUCAGUUUUAGGCUACGGCCCAUGAUCGCCAUCUAGUUUGUACAUUUGUAAAAACAGCAUCGAGGCAUACACUUCCGUUGUUGCCAUUUCUUCAUACACACCAGUAUUUUAUAGACUAUGCCAUUACUGGUGCAAGGCCAGAUGCAAGUUGUGGACAAACGAAAUUAAAAUGAAUGACGACCAUAA